AUGGAACUUCCUUCUACAAGUAAGGAUGACUUCAUUUACUGGAAGUUCCACCCAUCAGAAAGAUACACGGUAAAGACAAGAUACUCUUACCUCAUGAAAGAAGAGAAAUCAGCCCAAGAUGUGAUCCCUAGUGAAAAGGAUCAGGAGUUUGUAAAGCUAAUUUGGAGAAUGAAUAUCCAACCAAAAUGGAAGAUUUUCCUGUGGAAGCUUUAUCAUGAUGGAAUUGCAGUAAAGGAGAAUUUAGCCAGAAGGGGUAUCCAAAUUGAUAAUAUCUGUGGGUACUGCGGGGUGGCUCCUAAAGAUAGCCAACACUUGUUCAGAUUCUGUAUUCUAGCAAAAAAGACAUGGGGAAAGAGCCCCCUUGCUAUUUGCUCUGAUUCUGCUGGGUUCAAUUUGUUGAGGAAUUGGAUCCAAUCAUUUAUCCUGUUGUUCAAUAGUGAGGAUGGUAAGCACAGUAACCGUAUUGUUCUGUUUAUUGCAACACUAUGGGGUCUAUGGAGAACGAGGAACGAGAGAAGCUUCAAUGGUACGACUGGAGGAGCAAGAAAAGAAAGGGAUGACCCUGCUCUACCACCUGGCUUUAUUUAUGUUCAGUUGGGACAAGAAAAAGAGGGGUUUGAAAACUUCUUGGUGGAAGUGGAUGGCUCUUGGGAUAAAAAGACAAAGAGGGCAGGGAUCGGAUGGUCAGUCGUGGGAAAUGGAGAGGAAAUGAACUCAAAUGAUGGAGGAAGGCAUGGGGCCGCAAACUCAGUACUACAAUGUGAAGCUUGGGCAUGCUUGGAAGCCAUGAAAUGA
This is a messenger RNA of Chenopodium quinoa (quinoa), 795 nucleotides long. RefSeq lists its product as uncharacterized. Lineage: Eukaryota; Viridiplantae; Streptophyta; Magnoliopsida; Caryophyllales; Amaranthaceae. The transcript is spliced from 2 exons. Bases 1 to 795 code for a protein of 264 amino acids. The record is from RefSeq and is a predicted model, not a curated record.